AUUUUAUUUUGUUUAAUUUAAUUCUUUAAUUAAAUUGCUAAUAUUUACACGGUUUAAUUCACAUUUGUACAAUAUUUAGAAAAUAAUAGAAACGGUAACCCAUGUGAUAGGCAAGUGUAAUAGUUAGCGAAUUUCCCGUGCGGUUUUCACUGUUUAAAUUAAGUGCUUUGUUGUGAAACUUUCAAAAAUGCGUGAAAUAGUGCAUUUGCAGACUGGCCAGUGUGGAAACCAGAUCGGUUCAAAGUUCUGGGAGAUAAUCUCCGACGAGCAUGGUAUCGACCCAACGGGGCAUUACCAUGGCGACAGCGAGCUGCAGCUCGAGAGGAUCCAGGUCUACUACAACGAGGCGGCUGGUGGUAAGGCAGACAUGCGCUUCGUCCCCCGUGCGGUCUUGGUAGACUUGGAACCUGGCACGAUGGACGCGAUCAGAUCCUCAUCCUAUGGAGAACUGUUCAGACCUGAUAACUACGUGUUUGGACAGAGUGGAGCUGGCAACAACUGGGCGAAGGGCCACUACACGGAGGGCGCCGAGCUGGUGGACGCCGUGAUGGACGUGGUGCGCAAGGAGGCGGAGCCCUGCGACUGCUUACAGGGGUUUCAACUGACACACUCUCUGGGCGGUGGUACAGGGUCAGGCCUCGGCACUUUGCUGCUCAGCAAGUUGCGAGAGGAAUACCCUGACAGGAUUGUUAACACGUUCAGCGUUACCCCUUCGCCUAAGGUCUCGGAUACAGUAGUAGAGCCUUACAACGCGACUCUGUCUGUCCACCAGUUAGUGGAAAACACGGAUGAAACCUUCUGCAUCGACAACGAAGCGUUAUAUGACAUAUGCUUCCGCACGCUUCGGCUCGCUUCGCCCACUUAUGGCGACCUCAACCAUCUGGUGUCUCUGACGAUGUCCGGGGUGACGACAUGUCUGCGCUUCCCCGGACAACUGAACGCAGAUCUGCGCAAGCUCGCCGUCAACAUGGUGCCCUUUCCACGACUCCACUUCUUUAUGCCCGGUUUUGCCCCAUUGACCGCGCGGAACAGCCAGGGAUACAGAGCGUUGACUGUUGCGGAGUUGACACAACAGAUGUUCAGUCCGAUAAACAUGAUGGCGGCGUGCGACCCGCGCCGUGGACGCUACCUCACGGUUGCAGCCAUCUUCCGCGGCCGCAUGUCCAUGAAGGAGGUCGACGAACAGAUGCUCACUGUGCAGGACAAGAACUCCAGCUACUUUGUAGAAUGGAUUCCCAACAACGUGAAAGUGGCGGUAUGCGACGUGCCCCCGCGUGGACUCAAGAUGGCGGCCACGUUCGUGGGCAACACCACCGCCAUACAGGAGAUAUUCAAGCGCAUAUCCGAACAGUUCACACUCAUGUUCCGUAGAAAGGCGUUCCUGCACUGGUACACAGGCGAGGGUAUGGAUGAGAUGGAGUUCACAGAAGCGGAGAGUAACAUGAACGACUUGGUGUCGGAGUACCAGCAAUACGAGGAAGUAGGUGUCGAUGAAGAUUUCGACGAACAGGAAGAGGUCCCCGGAGAAGAGGAGUUUCCUGAAGAAUAAACAUAGCCUAUCUAAUGAAUACCCGAGUGAAAAAGAGCGGAAAAUUAAUAAAAUUAGGUCUUACAAUG
Molecule: messenger RNA, 1617 nt
Organism: Maniola jurtina (meadow brown)
Lineage: Eukaryota; Metazoa; Arthropoda; Insecta; Lepidoptera; Nymphalidae
Product: tubulin beta chain-like
Exons: 13
Coding region: 188-1549 (453 amino acids)
Biological process (GO): microtubule cytoskeleton organization; mitotic cell cycle
Cellular component (GO): cytoplasm; microtubule
Molecular function (GO): structural constituent of cytoskeleton; GTP binding; GTPase activity
Source: RefSeq, a predicted model, not a curated record